AUGUCCCACAGAUCUCGUCAUGUCAAGUGCGAUGAGAGUCGCCCCGCUUGCCGUCGCUGUGUCUCCACAGGUCGUGUCUGCGAUGGCUACGGCAUCUGGGGAGGGGGCAGCCCGAAUAGCCAGCCCCAACAUAACAAUGCUUUGUCGAUCUGCUGCACGCCAAUCCCACUCGGGAAUCUGAACUCCGACGAGCAGAUGUCAUUCGACUGGUUCAAAGAAAAAACGACAAAAAGAUUUGUUGGCAUUUUCACCUCCGAUUUUUGGGAGACGCUUGUUUUCCAGGCUAGUGCUCAAGAACCCGCAGUUCGGCAUGCUGUCGUCGCACUGUCGGCCGCACAUAGAUUCGAUUCGAACUGCGGCGCGUUGAUCACCCCUGCAGCUCAUGGAUUUGAUGCUGAGAAGUUCACCUUGCAGCAAUACAACAAAGCCAUUCAUUAUCUACGGUCCAACCCGAUAAUCAAUAAUAAGAACAAUCUCCGCGUGACGUUAAUUACGUGUCUGGUUUUCGUGACGUUAGAAUACCUGCGCGGCCAAUAUAAGUCAGGAAAUGCUCAUCUUCGAUAUGGAAUUCAGCUUCUGUCGGAACUGUCAGCACAUAAACCGGAAAUUGAACCCGGUUCAACAACCUCAUUUCAUCAUAACCCCGAAGACUUCGCCCACAACGCUUUAAAUGAUUCUUAUGCACGUCUCACCAUUCAAUGUGCCAUGUUUGGUAUUCUUCCAUCUCGCAUGUGUGUCAUGGCUCGCAUUCCGCAAAUCAGCACGCCUUCGCGUCCAUUUAACACAAUGGUUGAAGCUCGACAAACGCUGGACUAUCUCGUCAACAGAAUAAAACGCUUGAAAGAAAAUUAUCAUAGCGCCAAAGAACUGGGAAUACCGAUUGAUCACGCACAUGAGUCUUCAAUACAAUCUAAAAUCAAAGAAGACUUGCUUCUCUGGCGUGAAUCAUACAACGCAAGACCUGCCUGCUUGUAUCCUGCCGCAGAUCAUCGCGACUCAGUUGGCUCCAUACUUCUCAGAGUAUACCAUGAAAUGGCAACUGUCAUGGUGGCAGUGGGGUUGUCGGAGAGCGAGAUGGCCUACGACGCACACACGAACAAUUUUACCGCGAUAAUUACAGGCUUCUUCGAGUUAUGGAGUAUUUGGUCCAAAUUCAAUACCCAAGAUCAACAUAUCGAAGAAAUUGCCAAACUUUCAGAUCGCGGUGGGCAGGGCUUCACCAUUGAAUCAGGAUACAUUCCGCCUGUCUAUUACACAGCACUUAAAUGCCGCAUUCCGCAGAUUCGACGACAAGCCAUUCGGACUUUACGUUCCGUGCCGCAUAGAGAGGGCGUAUGGAACGGACCGCUCUUGGCAGACGUGCUGGAAGAGGUGAUUCGCAUCGAAGAAGGGGAAAGCCUUGGCGGCAACUACGAAUCUGAUGCACCGAUUGAGCAUGGCGGGCCUAUAGACUGCCGUUGGUCUCUGCCUAAUGUGGGUGAAUUGUCACGCAUCUCAGAUGUCAAGGUUAUUCUUGCGGAUGCGAUGGAUGAGUCUUGGGGAUAUAAUUUGAUUACUUAUAAAAAGAAAAUGCUGGAUGGGGGUUGGGUCAUGUUCAAACGCAAGGUUGGAGCUGGGGUCUCGACUGGUCGGCAGCGUCAUGCGAAUAGAGGUUUUCGUAAGAAUCUGGACCCAGAAAUGGGAGAAUUGAAUGUUGAAUAG
This is a messenger RNA of Penicillium soppii, 1701 nucleotides long. RefSeq names its product Zn(II)2Cys6 transcription factor domain-containing protein. Lineage: Eukaryota; Fungi; Ascomycota; Eurotiomycetes; Eurotiales; Aspergillaceae. The coding region runs from base 1 to 1701 and encodes 566 amino acids. The transcript has a single exon. The record is from RefSeq and is a predicted model, not a curated record. Gene Ontology annotation, molecular function: zinc ion binding; DNA-binding transcription factor activity, RNA polymerase II-specific. Gene Ontology annotation, biological process: regulation of DNA-templated transcription.